Molecule: messenger RNA, 936 nt
Organism: Saccoglossus kowalevskii
Lineage: Eukaryota; Metazoa; Hemichordata; Enteropneusta; Harrimaniidae
Product: galactosylceramide sulfotransferase-like
Biological process (GO): glycolipid biosynthetic process
Cellular component (GO): membrane
Molecular function (GO): galactosylceramide sulfotransferase activity
Source: RefSeq, a predicted model, not a curated record
AUGUCGUUACUACUUAUAGCAACUAUUUUGACACUAUACAGUAGAUUCACACCCGGGCCACUGCCAUUUAACGUGUCACGUGAUAGUAGAUGGUUCACCACACAACCAUCACCAAUCACACCAUCAACGUGCCAACCAGCAGAGAAUAUGGUCUUUAUAAAAACUCAUAAAACAGGAAGCACUUCACUUCAUUGCAUCUUUUGUCGCUACGGAUAUGCAAAUAAACUCUCAUUCGUGUUUUCCACGCGCAAUACAAAAGACGGACAUAUACGAAAAGAGCAUCUCAAUCAGUCGAUAAUACUGCCACCGAUUGGUGGCUUUGUUAAUUCAUCUUCAAAAUACAAUAUACUUACUGGUCAUGUGUCGUACAAGAGGAAAACAAUAAACUCAUUCAUGGAGGACAACCCUAUUUAUGUGACUAUUUUAAGAGAGCCAGCCACGCACGUAGAGUCACAUAUGAAUUUUUUCAGUCAAAGAAAACAAGUAAUGGCGUCCAUGCAAGCAUUCCUUAAAAAGCCACGUACCUCAAAAAAUGAGGCGGGUAGAAAUAAUCAGUUGAGAGAAUUUGGAUUGUCAUUUGAAUCAACACUCAAUGAAAGGAUUGUAAAUGAAACCAUUAUGACACUGGACAAAGAAUUCGACCUAGUUCUUAUACUUGAAUACUUCGACGAAUCUCUGAUUCUGUUGAAACAUUUGCUGUGCUGGAGUUUUGAAGACAUAAUAUAUUUAGCACAAAAUCAACGUACCACACGUGAAACCAUCACAGACACAUUUCGACACAACGUAUAUAGGUGGUCAAAUGCAGAUUAUCUCUUUUACAAUUAUUUCAACAGAACAUUGUGGGAAAAAAUUCGACAAUUUGGACCACGUUUUGAAAUCGAAUUGGCACACUUUCGGGAUCUUUUGAAAGAACAUAGCAAACAAAUGGCACUAUAA